Molecule: messenger RNA, 1390 nt
Organism: Helobdella robusta
Lineage: Eukaryota; Metazoa; Annelida; Clitellata; Rhynchobdellida; Glossiphoniidae
Exons: 2
Coding region: 347-1390 (347 amino acids)
Molecular function (GO): protein binding
Source: RefSeq, a predicted model, not a curated record
AUCAUGCGUAUACUCAAGUCCAAUAAAAAAAACACCGACAGUUAUUCAACACCAGCAACAACAUCAUCAUCAACAACACCUUUAUCAACACCAAACACCGCAGCAUCCAACUCAACAAGGUGUUCCACAAAACAACACGUCAAAAUUUCAACGACUUAUUCAGAGCAGAUCUUCCUGUCGGUCAAAACCGGCUAAACCGAGUUCAAAUGCAAUCGUAAGCACGAUCAAAAGUGCUGAUGUGAACCUGCUGAACCAACUACUGCACUGCAGCGAUAGUGCCAACAACACUGAUGACGACAACGUUCCAGUUUUGUUCCUAACCUUAGAAAAUAGUGCUAAACCUGACAUGCUCAAGGUGUUACUGGAACACGGAGCGGACCCCAACGCCCGCCACCCUAUCAUCCACAAAACAUGCCUCCACGUGGCGGCCAAACGUGGCUACCAUCUUUGCGCUCGCAUACUCCUGGCAGCCGGAGCUGAUUCAGAAGCCAAAGAUUUCAGAGGCAACUCAGCCCUGAUGUACGCUCUCAAAUUUGGUCACCCCUCAGUUGCGAAGGUCAUUCUACAAGGGUCAGCAAAAUUAAAUACGAGUUUUGAAAAUUACGUCAACAACAAAGGCGAAACUUUGCUGCAUGUGGCCAUCGAAGGAGGUGACAUGGAGUGCGUGAAGUUAGCGGUGAUAGCAACACCAACUUGUAUGAGAGAAAACGUUGAUGGAAACGGCAGAACUCCUCUAUUCGUAGCGUGCAAACUCAAUCGCCCUUCAUUGGCAGAAUUGUUGAUAGACUCUACUGAACACUUUUAUAACAUCGACGCCCAAGACAAAGAAACAGGGAAGACGGCUCUGCACUACGCAGUUGAAAAUAAGAACAUACUUCUUGUGGAACAUUUGCUAAGACUCGGAGCCAAUCCAAAUGCGAGAAACGAUAACUGGGAAACGCCGUUUCUGUCGGCGGUAAAACAAGGCCUGGAUGCAGACAUGCUGCUUCUCUUUGUCAAUUUUCAGUGUGAUGUUAUGGCUUCAGACCGAUAUUUCAAUACGGCUCUUCAUUACGCCGCUUCUGAAGGCAUAUCCCACCUGAUCUCAUUCUUAGCCGAGUUGGGACUGAAUCCUAACUGCAAAGGAGACUGCGGCUUGUCACCCCUUAUGAUAGCAGCCUUCAGGAAUUACUUGGAAUGCGCCGAAGAACUUUUAAAGUGUGGGGCAGAUCCAGAUUUGUUGGAUAGAAACUCAGCCACUGCACUCGUUUACUCCAUCCUUGGAUCGUCAAACAGAAGUCCUGACAGCAAAAACAAUGCAGAAGUAUCUAAUGUCAACCAACUGGAAACCAUUAAAUUACUAUUGAGGUUGAGUUGGGAGAAUAUAAAUUCAAAAAAACGUUUUGUUUAA